UUCAACGUGGCCCAAUUUCUUAAAACAAACCGAUAUUCCAAACUUCAGAUCCAAAUCAAACCGAUAGAACUGAGUGCCCGAAUUGAGCAAUUCGAAACAAACCAAACCGAAAUUGAAUUUGGUCAAAUUUCUAAACCGAAUUGAACACGAGCGCUUUUUGAGAAUGUGAAAUUGAGCAGCAAUUCAAACACAAAAUUCAACAAAUUCAGAAGAACUUCCCACGGAAGAAAAAGCAAAACGAUGAGCGUCACUCUUUUGGUCGCAGAGGCCGUUUGGUCGAACAUUGAAUCAACCGGUUCAGUAACCGAAGAACAGCUCUCAAGCUUGCAUUUGUUAUUUGGUAAGAAUCUUGAGAAAGCCACCAGAAUAAUCGACAAGAGAGGUGUUAAGAAAAUCUCUGGCUUACCCAGUGGAAGAUCCAUCUUUCAGGUUGUGGGAGAAUCUCAGAAGAGAGAAGAGUAUCUCUGCUUCCCAGGAGAUUACUGUGGAUGUUAUUCUUUCUUCUAUGAUGUUGUUAGCAGAGGAGAGCACCAAUGUUGUAAACAUCAAUUGGCUGCGAGGUUGGCUUCUUCUUUGGGUACAUACAGUGGAAUCGAGGUUUCAGAUGACCAUCUUGCCUUGAUGCUCUCAAAGAUCUGAAGCUUUCAAUACAAGUACAUGUCUUAGGCUAUAUAUGCCAGUAACCUGGGAAUGAUCUGUGUCUUUGAGAAUUAUGCGGAUCAAGAUUCUUCACAUGUUUGAUGAACAAUGUUGCUUCGUCUUCUCUGUUUAACUUGCUGUAUAUAUCCAUCAACAAUGGAGUUAUAAGUUUUCUGGUUUGGUCUAAUUGAGGCGAUAGUUUCUCAAACAUUAGUAAGUACUAAUGAAGGUGUUAUAGGUGAUUUUCUUUAAAUCAAAAACUUUAGCAGCUUCCUCAUGGAGCGAGCCUUGUUUGCAUCUUGUAAGAGUGUUUUAGGUAAUUGUAUCAUAAGUCUUGAAUUGCAACAUUUUGAACUUCUUAAGUCAGUGGAAGAAAACUAUUAACUUUGUAAAAGUAGUAUUCAUGCAUAAAACUUUUAAUGACCCGUAUAACAAAGAUUAAUUAAUCAAAAAGCGUAGAAUAAACCACAUGGUGGUGGGCGAGUGGUUCUCGUUUGGUUGGAAGGAUCGCCCUGUUGGUCUAGGCCAGGGAUCGAUCCUCCCCAGACGCAGUUUCGCUCUCUCACUCCUGUGGUCACCUGGGAAUUUACCUGCGGACUUGCUCAGGCGUCCCAGACCACCAGUUUAUCAGGGUGCCCUUAAGUGGAGGCUUAAAAAUUCCUGUGACGCGGGCUUAGGCUCAGUGGGCUAGUCAGAUCACUGUGUGGUCUGGAUACUGGGUUAU
Arabidopsis lyrata subsp. lyrata is the source of this 1363-nucleotide messenger RNA. RefSeq names its product zinc finger SWIM domain-containing protein 7. Gene Ontology annotation, cellular component: Shu complex. The coding region runs from base 241 to 639 and encodes 132 amino acids. The record is from RefSeq and is a predicted model, not a curated record. Gene Ontology annotation, biological process: double-strand break repair via homologous recombination. Lineage: Eukaryota; Viridiplantae; Streptophyta; Magnoliopsida; Brassicales; Brassicaceae. The transcript has 5 exons.